Molecule: messenger RNA, 3819 nt
Organism: Ipomoea nil (Japanese morning glory)
Lineage: Eukaryota; Viridiplantae; Streptophyta; Magnoliopsida; Solanales; Convolvulaceae
Exons: 2
Coding region: 1-3819 (1272 amino acids)
Molecular function (GO): nucleic acid binding; RNA-DNA hybrid ribonuclease activity
Source: RefSeq, a predicted model, not a curated record
AUGGUGAAGCGAGAUCAUGCAGAGAGAUUGCGGGUGAGGAUAGGUUUUGAAGGUUUGUUCUAUGUGGAUAGUGUGAGGAAUGGUGGGGGAUUGGCUUUGUUGUGGAGGAGGAAUAAUACAGCUACACUACUGGGCUAUUCGAAAAACCAUGUGGAUAUUGAGGUCCGUAUGUCAUCAGAAGAGACAUGGCGUAUGACGUGUUUCUAUGGCUUUCCUAAAAGUAGUCAAAGGAGAGAAUCAUGGGAGUUGCUUAAAUCUUUGGUGGGGAAAUCUCCCCUUCCGUGGGUUGUAAUAGGGGAUUUUAAUGAUCUCUUAUUCCAGCAUGAGAAAAGGGGAACCAAUCCACAUCCAGAUAACUUUCUCCGGGGUUUCAGUGAAGCUGUGGAUGACUGUGGAUUGCGUCAGUUACCUAUGAGGGGGUAUCAGUUCACAUGGGAAAAGUAUAGUGGAACAGAUCAAUGGCUUGAGGAGAGACUAGAUAAGGUACUGGCAACGAUGGAGUGGUGUGAUGUGCAUGGAGGGGCGGGGGUGGAGAAUAUAAUUACUAGUAACUCGGAUCAUUCGGCUCUAUUUCUUGAUAUGAAUGCACGAAAAAGGGGAGGAGGAAGGAUUCCUAGGAGGUUCAGGUUUGAGAUGGCAUGGCUGCUUGAUGAGGGGUGUAGAGAAGUGGUGGAAACUGCCUGGCAAGGGGGGAGGACAGAGGGGUUGUUGAAUUGUCAGCAACGAUGUGGGGAUAGGCUGAUGCGCUGGGGCGGUGACCAUUUUCAUAAGUUUGGUGAGCAUAUCCGGCGACUCCGCAGGGAGCAGGGGCGGAUCCGUGGUAGGAGGGAUCCGGCAUCUUUGGCUCAGUUCCAGUUGUUGAAUAACCAGAUCUCCCAGUUAGAAGCCCAGGAAGAUGUCUUUUGGAGGCAGAGAGCGAAGCAGCAUUGGCUUUGUGGCGCAGAUGCGAAUACGAAAUAUUAUCACAGGUAUGCUUCUGCUAGAAAGAAAAAGAAUUCUGUUUCUAAGCUGUUGAAUGAGAAUGGGGUAUGGGUGGAGGGACAGGAUAUGAAUAAUGUAGUAAUCAAUUAUUUCAAUACAAUUUUUGCUACUAGUAAUCCUGUGUGUGAGGAUUCUUUAUUUGAUGAGUUUGGGCCCCGUGUGACAACUGACCAGAAUGAGGCAUUGUUGUGUCCCUAUGAUGUGGCCGAGGUCAAAACUGCUUUAUUUGCCAUGUAUCCUGACAAGGCACCGGGACCGGAUGGGAUGAAUCCUGGAUUUUAUCAGCGGUUUUGGGAUAUAGUUGGAGAAGAUGUGUCUGCUUUUGCUGUUAAUUGUUUGAAUUCAGGUGAAAUCCCGGGUGAUUUAAAUGCAACUAAUAUUGUUUUGAUCCCGAAAAAGAAUGAUCCUACAACUGUGGCGGAUUUGAGGCCUAUUGCCAUGAGUAAUGUAUUGUACAGGAUUAUGGCAAAAAUGAUCGCCAACAGAUUGAAACCUAUGCUAGGGGAUCUGAUUUCAGAAUCUCAGAGUGCCUUCAUCCCAGGUAGGCUUAUAACGGAUAAUAUACUUGUGGCGGCAGAGGUGGGCCACUUUUUGAAUCGUAAACAGUGUGGAGUGGCUGGGUGGGGAACGCUUAAACUGGAUAUGGCGAAAGCCUAUGAUAGAAUGGAGUGGCCAUUCUUGAAAAGAAUGCUGGAAGUAAUGGGUUUUGAUGGAAGGUGGAUUAAGCUGAUAAUGACAUGUGUUACCACUGUAUCAUACACUGUGAUGGUCAAUGGCGUGAGUGGAGGCCAGGUGCAACCAACAAGGGGUCUCAGACAGGGAGAUCCACUUUCACCUUUCUUAUUUAUUAUUUGUGCUGAAGGUUUAUCCAUGCUUUUGCAGAAAGAGCAGGCAGAAGCUAUGGUGGUUAAGCGGUGUUUGGAGAGGUAUGGGGAAUUAUCUGGUCAGUUGGUAAACUAUAGUAAAUCUAAUAUAUGCUAUAGUAAGAAUACUGCGGAACAGAUGAAAGAAGAGGUGGCCGAAUGUUUGGGCGUGGAACAGGCAAGGAACUUUGGAAAAUAUCUGGGGUUACCCUCUUUUAUAGGGAGAAAUAAAAGGGCUGUUUUCUCUUAUAUAGAAGAAAAAAUCAGACAAAGAGUUUUCUCGUGGAACAAGAAAUUGUUAUCACAGGCUGGCAAAGAGGUACUUUUGAAAAGUGUGGCUCAGUCUAUGCCCACAUUUUCAAUGAGUGUUUUUUUGCUCCCUGAAUCAGUUUGCGAGUCGGUACAAAGGGCCAUGAAUAGGUAUUGGUGGGGGAAAGGGCCAGACAGAGGAAUCCACUGGAAAGCAUGGAACAAAUUGUGUAUCCCUAAAAAGUUUGGUGGAUUGGGGUUUAAAGAUCUGAGGAAUUUUAAUCUGGCAAUGUUGGGUAAACAGGCAUGGCGUUUCUUAACAAAUCCAGGAUCUCUGCCAGCACGAAUAUAUAAAGCAAGAUAUUUCCCUAAAACUUCUUUUGUUGAUGCAACGAUGGGAAAUAAUCCCAGUUUUUGUUGGCAAAGUAUUAUGGCUGCUCAUGAUUUUGUUGUUGCCCACGUCCGCAGGAGAAUUGGAAAUGGCCAGGAGACUUUGAUAUGGGGUCAUCCGUGGUUGCAGGAUAAUCCUAGUCCACUGGUUCAAACAGUAAUGCCUGAACCAUUAAGGGAUGCAGUUGUUGCAGGUUUAAUAGAUCAGCAAACAAAAACAUGGGACCCUCAUAUUUUAACAGAUUUAUUUGAGCCUGAGGAUGUGGAUCGUAUUUUGAGAAUACCUGUGAGCCCAGACUAUAAAGACACAUGGUAUUGGCAUAAUGAUGCGAAUGGUUGCUACACUGUAAAAGAUGCUUAUAGGCGUCUAAUGGGAGAAUUUAAUCACACAUUGGGAGAAUUUGAUAGAUGGAUUACAUUGUGGAAGUUGAAAGUCCCCCCUAAGUGGAAAACUUUUUUAUGGAGAGCAGUGUGUGAUAUACUCCCAACCACAGCAAAUUUGAUUAUAAAGAGGGUAGAUGUGAACCCAACAUGCAUGUUGUGUGGUCUUACAAAUGAGAAUGUUAUGCACUCAUUAGUUUUAUGUGAUUAUUCUAGAGCCGUGUGGAAUAUUUCGGGAUUGCCUAUUAUGAAUAUUUCUUCAACAUCUUUCCCGAACUGGCUUAUGACUGUUAUGGAUAUGCUCACAGGAGAACAGGUCAGACGCGUUGUGGGGGUCCUCUAUUUUUUAUGGAUGGCCAGAAACGAGGCGGUCUGGCAACAUGCGGUACGGAGGCCGGAGGUGGUGUGGCGCCGUGCAGCUGCGGGGGAGGCGAGCUACACGGCACUUCAUUCUCGUCCAGAAGCGGCACCGGCCGGCGAGGUGCAGACAGUGGCAGCCAGGCGGACGACGUGCUACGUCGACGCCGGAUACGAUCCGGGGACGGGAGAUGCAACCUAUGGGGCGGUCUUACUCGAUCCGAAUGGUUUGUUCAAAGCAGCGGCAAACGGAAAACUCCCGGGGUGUUUAACUCCUCUUAUGGCAGAAGCACUAGCAUGCAAGGAAGCCUUGUCCUGGCUUAAAGACCGAAACGAGAACGAGGUCGAUAUUCUUACAGAUUGUCUUGUCUUCAGGAAUGCGGUUCAUGCAGUAACUACACCGAACUUAUCUUAUGUUGGAAUUGUGAUUGAGCAGUGCAGGAUAGCUAUUAAUAGUUUCGUUUUUUGUUCGCUUAGUUUUAUUCCAAGAACUCUAAAUUUACAUGCGCAUACUCUUGCUAGAUUAGCCCAUGAUCAGGAUCAUUCUAUGUACUGGGAUUUAAUCCCUCCUGACUCUAUCAUUCAAUUUUUGAAUUAA